Molecule: messenger RNA, 6441 nt
Organism: Peronospora belbahrii
Lineage: Eukaryota; Oomycota; Peronosporomycetes; Peronosporales; Peronosporaceae
Source: the annotation of a GenBank genome assembly
AUGUCUGUCACCGUUCACGCACAGACUCACUCACUUUGUUUAAAACGUUUUGCUGUAGCAUCAGUUGUUUCUUCUUACCCCAUUGAGAUUAUUAUGGACUCUUCACACGCGUUUGUAGGGGACUUUGGCAUGAAUAUCAAUAGCAGUGACACUCGGUUUAUGAACCAGUUUAAUUUAGGUGGCAACAACGGUGGGAUUGAUUUCUCCGGUGGUCUAGACUUUAGCAAUGGCGUGCAUCUCAUGACAGACUCGUCAAUGAUGCUUAAUAGCAACUCGUCUACGUCAAUGGCGGGGCUCAUUGACUUUCCAGACGAACUUGAUUCGCCAAAGCUAACGGGUCGUGACUCGAGCAGCAGCAGCAAUAUGAUGAUAGCGGAUACUUCUAUAUCGAUGAUGACAACUGCUUCACCGGCUUUGACAACAUCGACAGUUGAUGCAAUCCCGUUCCCAGCGUCACUGGCCUCCGAGUCGCUAGCUAGCAGUGGCACGUCGUCAUCAUCAUCGUCGACGGGUCUGGAUGUGGCAAACUUUAUGAAUACAACUACGACGAGUAGUACGAUGGGAAACAAUAGCAAUGAGGUGAGUCUUAAUAUGAACGUGGGUAUGAACACGGGCAUGAACCCUAACAUGGGUGUAAACAGUAUGGGGAUGGAUAUGAGUGGCAACAAUUUUGGCAUGAACGAUGCAAACCAGGUAAUGUUUAACAACAUGCAGCAGCAAAUGAACAUGAUGAACCAGCAGCAGGGAUCGUACUACAUGCCUCAACAACAGAUGCAGCAGCACUAUAUGCAAAUGAUGCAACAACAGCGUCAGCUGAACCUCCAACGUCAGCAGCAACAACAGAAAAUGCUGCUUGAGCGCCAACGACAGGCACAGCAGCAGCACGUACACAAAAAUAACCAGCAAGCGCAGCAACAUUACGCAACACAGCAUAAUGCGCAGCAAAUGCUUGCGAGAGGCCAUGUUCCAUCUCAAAUGGCAGCGCAAAGUCAAUUGAGUGGAGGCAAUCGAAGCGCCAAUGUAAACAUGAACACUACGCGCUCCCAACGUCAAGCUCCUGGUCAACAUGCUGGAUCCGUGACUUCUGCAACGCGUCCAACGUGGCAAUCGUCGGCUGAUCAGGCAUUGCGCAAGGAGAUGCUGAAUCAUAUUAUGCGAGUGCUGCAAAACCAACGGUCGAAUGCUCCAGCAAACUGGUUGCAGAAGCUGCCAGAGAUGGCACACCGUCUCGAAGAUGAGUGCUACCGUAUUGCUUCUUCACGUGAAGAAUAUGCAAACACAAGCACGCUACAAUCGCGGUUGCGCAGUAUUGUGCGCAGUGCCCAGACUCACCAACGAGUUGUUGGAGGCAACACAGUGCGCCAGCCUGGGGCACCGAACCAGUCGUCGCCAGCGAUUACGAGAUCUGAAAUUAUCGCGUCUUCUGGGACCCCCAUUCCGUUUCCUGGCCUACAGGCUGUUACUCCCGCGUCGAAUGGGCUAGGCCCGGACUCGAAAAGCCUGGCUUCUCAGGCUAUUCAAAUGCCGCCAGAACUUCGGGACCCGCCGUCACAGCUAAACACUCCUGUCAAAGCGGAUGCAUCUCAUGUUCAGUCUCGCAUGCAGUCAACACUUGCGGGGUUCGAUCCAGUCAUGUCGGAGCGUCUGUCUAUGGGUAGUACAAGCAUUUCACCCCUUUUUGGGCAGAACGAUAUGCCAACAACUGGAGGUACUAGUGCAUCCAAUGGAAAUGAGAAUGCUACAGGCUCCGGCCAUCAAUUAGCGAACUCUCCAGCUUCGACUGCUCAUAACAAAUCUGCCCAGAUUAUUUGGCAGUUUAAGGCCAAAGCCCAGCAAGUAACAUCCGCAUUGGACAAGAACCAAACAACAGAGUACCACAACAAAUUGCGACUCAUGGUUCGUGAAGAUGUAAAAACCGCUGGAUCGAAAGAAGUAUUGCAACGUCAGCAACAACGGUUGCUGAUGUUACGGCACGCUAUGUGGUGUAAAUCGCCGGAGGGUAUGUGCACAACCACGCCAAGCUGUGGUGAGAUGAAGCGACUGUGGGCUCAUAUGACUGCCUGCCGACAGACGAAUGCAUGUACUUACAGCCAUUGCAUCUCGUCUAAGUACGUGUUGUCCCACUUCCAGCAAUGCGCAAAUGCGAAGUGUCUCGUGUGCCAAGUUGUUCGAUAUCCUGUGGAAGUAAAAGAGAAAAAUGGUUCGUUAAUGCUUGAUGCAGACCGUGCAUUGCAGCAGAUUAUUGCUGCGAGCCAGCGUCGGCAGCGGAUGCUUGCAAUGAAAAAGCAGCAGGAAAUGCAACAGCAGCAACAAAUCCCCUCGCAAGCGCAGCAGUCCAUGCCACUGGCCAUGCCUGCACACUUACAGCAACCUCAAAACAGUGUGGCAAUGAACUUCGAACAUCAACAACAUAAUGUUGGACGUGCUGUAAACCAAUCUGUUCCAGUAGUCCCACAGAUGAACGCAUUGGGAAUGGCGAUGCCGAAUGGAGACACCCAUGCCGUCCCUAUGCCGACAGCACUGUCUAGCGCAGGGUCAAGUAGUGUGAUAAGAAAUGUGAAAGCAGAGAAGAGUGGGGCUCCUAUGAACCUUGAUCCGGAUGACCAGCGGCAAUUUCAACUCAUUAAGCAAAAGCUAAGCGGACGUUCUUUGGAACAGCUGACUGCACAUUGCGUGAAGCUUGAAAAGUGGGUGGAAGAAAUUCGUGCGCGCAUGAAUGCCAUUAUGAAUGAAUGCCGGCAGUUGUUGCAUCUCUCAAACUCUACACAAGACCCAAUGCAGCAAUCUAAGUAUGAAGCGCAGGUACAGGAGAAACGUACUAUGCUCAAGCAAUUGGAUGUGAAGUUUAAGCAAUGCAGGAGUCAGCGGAACAUUGUAAAGCAUGUGAUCAAUGAGCGCAAUGCUAUUACAUCAACGUCAGCUCCAAACGGCGUCGCGUCCACUCAGACAGUCAUGAAUAGUGCAGCGCCUGCAUUGCAACCUAUUCCAAUGCCAGUCCAAAUGCAACAGCAAAAUCCUCUCCAACAGGUGCAGCAAUCGACUGCUAAAGGCCUAGCGAUAUCAAUAAAGCCGUCACCUGAUGAUCUGCUGGGUGACGAAGAUUUGGAUGUUAUUUUGAAAGUGGAUGGCAGCCUUUCAGUCGCAGGAAAGCCGCUGGAAAUGCCAAUGGACCUCCAAGACGCUGCUGCGACUUCAGGUUCAGUGGCUGCGCCGUCAAACACAUUGACAACUUUGCACGAAAAUCCAACGACCAACCUUUCAAUGACAAUGAUGAAUGGCUCACGACCCGUCUUGUCGAUGAAAUAUGCCCAUGGUCAUGGAGUUGACCCAAAAAAACAACAAAAAGUGCAGUGCGAUGCAAAACCGGACAUUAAAUCAUCAGCAUCAGCGUCGUGCGGUGUUAGGGUAAAAGAAGAACCCGAGACUACAUCUGGUGAAUUAGGGACAGCUACUAAUCAGUGUUCUGUGAAGGAAGAUGCAGCAAUCAAUCCACUAACGAUGCACAACUCAAAGCUGAAUGCUAUGAUGGUGGAACAUCGUCGAAUGGACGCCAGUACAACUUUGCAGCUGCCCGCAGGUGCCGUGAGAACACCGAAAGCAAUGAUUGUGACUAGCGCAAGUGAGUCGAACUCGAGUUCAGCAGCUGUGGCGACGCCGGCACCUCCGGCGUCCUCGGAAGUUCCGAUGUCUGUGCUGAACGAGUUGAGCAAUGAGAACCUAGCUUCUCAUAUUGACUCACUGCUUGCGGGAUACAAUGCAACCGUGUCUCCUGUAGAUCUUAAAAAGAAGCUGGAGGCGAUUUUAAAAGGAAUGAUGGAACACAAGUUUGGAUGGGUAUUCAACACACCUGUAGACCCAGUGGCUUUAAAUAUCCCGAACUACUUUAAGAUAAUUCGGAAGCCGAUGGAUCUGGGAACUGUUAAGAAGAAACUUGAAGUAGGCGUUUACAAGCACACUGAGGAAUUUGCAUUCGACGUGCGUACUACAUUUGAGAACGCUAUGCAGUAUAACAGUGAAGACCAAGACGUCUACAGUCUUGCGAAAGAUAUGCUAUCCGACUUCAAUGGUGAAAUGCGCAAGUUGAUCGCCGAAAUUGAUGUUGAUGAAAAGGCGGCCCGUGCGAAAGAGAGCUCAUGCCGCCUAUGCGGUAUUGAGCGCAUGGUUUUUGAACCAGCAGUGUUGUACUGCAACGGUGAGUGUAAUAGUCGCAUACGACGUAACUGCUACUACUACACAUCAGCAGAUAAUAAGUAUCACUGCUGUCAUCAAUGCUACGGCAACUUGGCUGAUGUCAUAAAGCACAAUGAAGGCCGCCAUGAGAAAAAGCCGCAGCUGAUCAAGACCGAAAACUGCCAGCCGACAGAUAGCAGUGGUACAGCUUCGUCUCCUUCUUCGACUGGUACAAAGUCUUCCAAAGUCACAACUACUACUACGCUUGUAAAGAAUAUUCCAUCCUUGGAAUCGAAGGGAACGGUCCACUCUAUUACUACAUCACCCGGAAGCGAAUUUUUGUGCCCAGAAUGUUUACUAGAGCAUCGUAAAAGCGAGCCAGAGAAGUAUCGAAUCGGCCGGCAUGCCUUUAGUGCAAAAGAUUUACCGCGCACGAAGCUGUCAGAUUAUCUGGAACGUCGCAUAAAAAAGUCAUUGCAAGCAGAGCGCGAGGACGAGGCAAAAUGGACACAGCGUGAUAUAAAAGACGUAGAGACCGCCGAUGGCCUCGCUGUGCGUUUGGUGUCAAACAUUGAGAAACAGUUGAUGGUGCGCGACAAGAUGUUUCAGCGGUACAAAGAUUCUCACAAGUAUACGUCUGAGCACCGAUUCAAGUCCAAGUGCAUCUGUAUGUUCCAGGAGCUGGACGGCGUGUCAGUCUUACUGUUUGGUAUGUACGUUCAUGAGUUCGACGAGCAAGAAGCAGAUUGUAACUCGCGACGUGUUUACAUCUCGUAUUUGGACUCUGUGAAUUACUUUAAGCCAGCGCACCUUCGAACAAAAGUGUACCAUGAACUGUUGAUUGCAUACUUUGACUUUGUCAAGCAACGUGGCUUCCACACGGCACACUUGUGGGCAUGCCCGCCCCUUAAAGGAGACGACUAUAUUUUGUACUGUCAUCCGGAGGCACAGAAAACGCCAAAGUCUGAUCGAUUGCGAGCUUGGUAUGUGGAUAUGCUGAUUAAGGCAGAGGAGGAGGGGGUUGUGUGGCAAAUCACGAACAUGUACGACGAUUACUGGCGCAACGACAAUACUCCAUGCGCACUACCGUACUUCGAAGGCGACUACUGGGUCGGUCUGGUAGAAGACUUGAUCGAAAAGCUGGAUGCCGAAAAGCCAAAGAAGAUUGUAAACAAACGUGGUUCCAAGUCGCAGAAGCGCAAGAAUUCGGAUACGAAGAAAGCAGCAACCAAGAAGUCCAAAUCGAAGAAGGCCAAACGUCGCAAGACCGUAUCAGGUGGAGAGGUAUCCGGCGACGAAGGUGAAGACGAUGACGGCCACGAGGAGACGUUAUCGACGAGCAAUCGUACGCUUACCGUGAAGUCGUUAGACACACCUGACCGAAAAUUAUCGGACCCUCUUAUGCAAAAAUUGAGCGAGGUGAUCGAGCCUAUGAAGGAUGAUUUUUUGGUAGUGAAGUUAGUGCCUUGUUGUCGGGUGUGCAAUACGUCUGUGGUGCAGGGUACGUUGUGGCGUGACCAUGCUGUGAAGACCGAACAUGGUCUAAACCCGAAGGUGGUGCAAACUGCAUUGUGCGAUGGAUGCUUUCAAAAGCUGAAGGUUGCAUGCGCUACAGGCUCGUCAGCUGCUCACCACCGACUGCAGACACGAUUGGGUGCGCUUACAAAAGAAACCGUGACAUUGCCAGAGCGCUGUACAGACCCCGACGAUAUAAACGACAACUUCGACGUGUGCGAUACUUGCAAUGCCAAGGAGAAGCACGAACACCCGCUGGAAAUGGUGCCUACGAGCGGCAUAGGUGCCGGAGGUGCUGCAGGUGGUGCUGGUGGCUCUGGAGGAGCUCCGGCACUUACACCGGAGAAGCGACGUCUUCGCGAACAGCGUGCGAAGAACGUUCGUUUACACAUGCAGUUGCUGGUUCACUCGAGCUCGUGCGCUGAUGGCAACUGCGGAUCGUCAAAUUGCGAGAAGAUGAAGGAACUGAUGCGGCACGGAGCACAGUGCAAGCAGCGAGCGUACGGCGGUUGCACGAUCUGUCGGCGAGUGUGGGCACUUUUGCAGCUUCACGCCCGUCAGUGUCGCCAAUAUGAAUGCAAGGUGCCACGCUGUCAUGAUCUUCGUGAGCACGUUCGCAAAUUGCAGUUGCAGCAACAGCUUAUGGACGAUCGCCGACGGGCAGCAGUUACUCAGCAGUAUCGUCAAAUGCAGAGCGAGCGUCAGCAGGAGCAAGAAAAUCGAGCUCAAGGUGAUGAGACCAUGUCGCAGGCAUGA